This is a messenger RNA of Falco peregrinus (peregrine falcon), 1112 nucleotides long. RefSeq names its product dual specificity phosphatase 11 (gene DUSP11). The record is from RefSeq and is a predicted model, not a curated record. Lineage: Eukaryota; Metazoa; Chordata; Aves; Falconiformes; Falconidae. Gene Ontology annotation, biological process: protein dephosphorylation. The transcript is spliced from 9 exons. Bases 55 to 993 code for a protein of 312 amino acids. Gene Ontology annotation, molecular function: polynucleotide 5'-phosphatase activity; protein tyrosine/serine/threonine phosphatase activity.
AGGCGGAAGCGGAAGUGACGUUUCAGGGGCCAGGUUGGGGCUGGCAUUGCCGUCAUGGUGGGUGGAGGGGGCUCCCUGGUACCGGAGCGGUGGACCGAGUACAUCCCGCUGGGCAGGAGGAUGCCGGGCACCCGCUUCAUUGCCUUCAAGGUCCCCCUGAAGAAGAGCUUUGAUCGGAACCUUCAUCCAGAGGAAAGAUUUUCGCCUCGUGACCUCAUUAAGAAAAUCAAAGAACAGAAGGAAGAACUGGGCCUGAUCAUUGACCUGACAUACACAACUCGCUACUAUGGGCCGGAGGAGCUCCCAGCCACACUCUGCUACUCCAAGAUCUUUACAAUGGGACACGAAAUACCGAACAGGCACACCAUUUUUCAAUUCAAUUGCGUGGUAAAAAAGUUCUUGAGAGACAACAAAGACAACGAUAAACUCAUCGGAGUUCAUUGCACGCACGGCUUGAACAGAACUGGCUACCUGGUUUGCAGGUACUUGAUUGAUGUUGAAGGUAUGGAGCCGAAUACUGCAAUAGAGUUGUUCAACAGAGCUCGGGGGCAUCCUAUAGAGAGAACCAACUAUAUCCAAGAUCUUCGGAAGAGAGCUGUAAAAAAGAACUGUGGACUACAGAAUUUGGGCUCAGGCCCCUUCAGAGAAAAAGCCGGCACUAUACCAAACACCAAAAAGCAGAUGGCUAAACAUCACCCACAUCGUUCGAACCAAGCUGCCUUAGCAGUGCCCAGAAACUCCAGCAGCACCAAGAAGAAACGUAGGCGAGGCGCCAAGGGGCAGGCAGCGCACCAGGAGCUGGCGCACGGGGUGAUGGAGCAAAGGUGGCCGUAUGGUUUGGCAGCGAGGAACUGUUGGGUUUCACCACCUGCUAACGAGUGGCACAAUAGACUCUGCUUUCCCACCCAGAGCCCCCACUUCUGCCCGGCCCAGGAAACACAAGCUUCCAGGAAACGCCGGCGCCGGCGUAGGAAGCCCGUUGUGACAGCGUAGGGAAUGUUGUACAAAAGUUUGGCCAGGGCCACCGUGUCCUCACGCUGGAGGAGCUCCGCGAUGGCUCUCUCACCGCUUUGCUGUAUCAGGAACUGCAAAUGCAGGUGUUCUUAACUUAA